Messenger RNA from Odontomachus brunneus, 1338 nucleotides. It is a transcript of the gene Arp10, whose product is annotated as actin-related protein 10. The record is from RefSeq and is a predicted model, not a curated record. Gene Ontology annotation, biological process: retrograde axonal transport of mitochondrion. The coding region runs from base 121 to 1251 and encodes 376 amino acids. NCBI's taxonomy places the organism in Eukaryota, Metazoa, Arthropoda, Insecta, Hymenoptera, Formicidae. The transcript has 5 exons.
CCUUUAUUUGCUCUUUAAACUCCAGCUCCUCAUAACACAAUCAAACAACUCGUCUGUUGACACAUCAAUGUCAACUGAUUGAACGCGAUUAAAAACGGAGAACGUAAGACAAACGCGAAGAUGCUUCGCGGAUACGAGGGUGUGAGGUAUAUCUCCGACAAGCAAAUGGUAGUGUUCGACAUCGGUAGCGCGUACACGAAGUUCGGUUAUGCGGGAGAGACGUCCCCGCGUGGUAUUAUACGAACGGAGGUGAGAUGCUCGGAAUCCAAGAAGAUUCGCAAAAUCAUCGAUCACACUGACGUCGAGGACCUGUAUCAGCUUCUCGUGGAAUUCCUUCAUCUAUUGUUCUUCAAGUAUGUUGUGAUAAGCCCCAAAGAUGCAAGAAUACUGAUACUGGAGUCUCCACUGGCAGCGACACGAUUCAGAGACACCUUGGCUAAAGUAAUGUUUAGACACUUUGAAGUUGGCUCCAUGUUAUUUCUACCAAGUCAUCUGGCGACAAUUAGCACUCUUGGUAUCGACACGGCUUUAGUAUUAGAUGUCGGCUACCAAGAAGCUACUUUGAUUCCAAUCUUUGAGGGAAUACCAAUACUUAAGGCAUGGCAGGCAUUGCCUUUGGGUGGACAAGUUGUGCAUAACAACAUAAAAAAGUACUUUAAUGACACGUCAGCUGAUCUGGAUUUAUCUGAAAAAAUAUUGGAAGAUAUCAAAGUACGAACAUGUUUUGUAACUACAUUUGAGAGAUCUACAAAGUUAGAAACAGAAGAUGCUCCCGCUGCACCUCCUGCAGUCAAGUAUCCUGGUGUUACAAGCAUCUUGGUGCCCGGAGAAAUCAGGGAGAAAGCAUUUGAAAUACUCUGGGAGAGGGACAACGACAAUCUCUCCUUGUCAACCAUGAUACUUGAUGCCAUUGUCAAGUGCCCUUUGGACACGAGAUGCGUCUUGGCUGAAAAUAUAAUACUUGUCGGUGGGACGACGAUGGCGAAGGGUUUCGCGAGCCGUCUGAAGUCUGAAUUGUUGGCUUUAGUCAAGAGUGAUCUAUAUAAAAAUAAGUUGAAAGUGGAAUCGUUCGCGUUUCACAGAGCGCCUAGCAAACCAAACUACACUGUGUGGUUGGGCGGUGCUAUCUUCGGUACAACAGAUUUGCCGUUGCGAUGUUUAACAAAGGAGAUGUAUCUGAAGACGAGCCGGGUUCCCGAUUGGUGCAGUCUCGUGGACAAUCAGAAAGAUGAGACAUCGUACGAAGUAUGAGGAGUCUUACGAAUUAACGUUAAAAUUUUGUAAUCUAAUGUAUAGAAGGCGAAGUAAAUCGUUUUAUUUAUUAUGUCUCUCAGUCAA